This is a messenger RNA of Oreochromis niloticus (Nile tilapia), 1257 nucleotides long. RefSeq names its product signal-regulatory protein beta-2-like. The record is from RefSeq and is a predicted model, not a curated record. The transcript has 5 exons. Gene Ontology annotation, biological process: response to bacterium. NCBI's taxonomy places the organism in Eukaryota, Metazoa, Chordata, Actinopteri, Cichliformes, Cichlidae. Bases 16 to 915 code for a protein of 299 amino acids.
UAUGCUCCAAUGUAAAUGUGUUUUAAUAAGAAAAUGAUGGUCCUAUUUUAUUUACUGCUGACAGCCAGAAUGGGGGGUUGCUCAAAUGAUCACAAUUUCGUGACAAAGACUGUUGAUGUUGGACAAAAUGUGACACUUUCGUGUAUUCGCCAGCACACACUUUUGCACCAGGACACAUUAUUUUGGAUCAGACUUGUUUCUGGAAACCAGUUUGAAUUCUUGGGAGGAACAUUCACCUUUGAUUAUGACGAUGUUAACAAUACGUCUCAUAUUACAGUAAAACAAGAACCUGGAACCUUUAUUAUGCAAAUCAGUAAAACUAAACUAAGUGAUACUGGUUUAUACUACUGCAUAAAAGUCAGACAGCUUGCUAUGACCUUUUUGGAGGGAACAUUUCUGACCAUCAAAGGUCCAGAACCUGAUGUCAUACAAGUGCGAUCUUCUGAUCGUAUUCAUUCAGGAGACCAAGAGACUCUGCAGUGUUCAGUCCUCUCUAAGUAUGAGAAGAAAACUUGUCUGGAAAAUCCCAGUGUGUACUGGUUCAGAGCUGGAUCAGACAAAUCCCAUUCCAUUUAUGUUCAUGGAAACAGUGGUGAUGAAUGUGAGAGGAGUCCUGAAGCUCCCUCACAACGUAAAUGUGUCUACAGCUUCUCAAGGAAUGUCAGCUCCUCUGAUCCUGGGCUUUACUACUGUGCUGUGGCCAUAUGUGGACAGAUCAUCUUUGGAAAUGAAUCAAAACUGGAUAUUAAAGGCAGUGAUGGUGAUCAGCAAGGUCAGCAGACAGAAGAGGACCUCAUGGUUUAUACUGUACCAACUUUCACCAGACGGAAAAAUGGCAAAGUAGAGCGAAGGAAUGGAAAAGUAACAGAGGGAGAAACAGUCUACAGUGAUGUCAGUGUUUUAGCGAGAAAUUAACUAUUCAUGUACUGAAUAAUGUCUACUCAUCAGUACUAUAGUUGUUCUGGUAAACUGUAGGACUUAACAGUAUUGAGGCUUGAUAUCCCUUCUGAAGAAUUUCUUUGUCAUACUGAAUACUCUGCAAUUCCUCAAUUCUAAUAUCACACAUUUGUAUUCUGUAAAAGUCCAGUUUUUGUGUGUGCUAUUUUGUUUAAAUUUGUUUUCUUGUGUGUUUGUUUUUGGGUUAAUUACUAACAAAAUUAUUAAUAGUGUUAAAUAUACUUCACGUGUGUUCCCUGCCUAUGUGCCCUGUGAAUUUCCCAACUAUGGGACUAAUAAAAGCUAUCUUAUGUUAGUAAA